AUGGGUUUGGCAAUCUACCUCGAUCCCUGCACGAUAAACUCGCGCAAAGUCCUUGCUGGAUUGGAUCUCAUUGGUGCGAAGUAUGAUUACAACUACAUCAACUACUUCACGGGAGAGCACAAGUCCGAUGCCUUCACCAAGAUCAACCCCAUGGCGACCGUUCCCGCCGCCACUGAUGGCGACCUCGUUCUCACGGAGUCCAACGCCAUUCUGAUGUAUGCUGCCGACAUCAACAACGCCGACUCAGCCUAUCCCAAGGACCUCAAAGCACGUGCUGAUGCCAACCGAUGGCUCUUGUGGGAAGCCUCCGUCUGGUUCCAGACCAACUACGUCUACGUUGUGGAGUACGUUGUCAAGCCCCUGCUGGGAGCCGAAGCAGAUCAAUCCAUCAUCGACGCAGAGGCUCCCAAGUACGCCAAGAUCGCCGGUGUCCUCGAUGCUCGUCUGGGUGAGACUGGCAAGUGGGUUCUUCCCGGUCCCAACCCAAGCAUCGUUGACAUGGCAAUCGCCUCAUCCAUCCACCUCCACGAGGCAUCUCGACUCCCCCUCGCCCAGCACAAGAACAUCACCCGCUGGAUCCGCGAUGUAGAAGCUCUAGAAAGCUGGAAGAAGACGCAAGGAGCGGUCGACAAAGCUCUACUGCCCAACAAAGCCGGCAGCGGUGGUGGCUCGGAGGURCGAGCAAAUUUCAACUACUCUCAAGAUCUCGCCGACCAGCUGACGGAGAUAUACUUUUACGAAAAAGAAGGCGUAAAAAAGCCCGCUCAUGAACCCGGCGAUGAUCCCCGUACCGUCACCGUCCACAACGGCUGGGAUCGAGCCUCGCAAUUUUCCGUGGACAAGGAGGGUUUCGCCCUCUUACCAUUCCCAACAACAUUUCCCAAAGAAAAAUUCCAUGAUGAAGACCAAACCCCUGUACAGAAUGAUUUUUACCCCGAAGUUGUCGAACUUCUCAGAAAAGAACUGGGAGCGAAACGAGUCCUUGUUUUCGACCAUACCAUUCGAUCUCGCGCCAACGCAAACAAAGCAAUCACUCAAGAAAAAAACACCACACAACGCGCCCCUGUAGCUCUCGUUCACUGCGACUAUACCUCCGAAUCCGCCCCCAUCCGCGUCAAACAACUCCUCCCAGACGAAGCAGACGACCUCCUAACCCGUCGAGUAGCAUUCAUCAACGUCUGGAAACCCCUCAACAAAGUCGAAGAGAACCCUCUCGCCAUGUGCGACGUGACAUCCUCUCCUCCGGAAGAUUUCUUCAAAUUAUAUCUCCGAUAUCGCGAUCGUACGGGGGAGAAUUAUGUUAUGAAAUUUAAUGAACAGCAUCGAUGGAUUUAUUUUCCGGAGAUGGAAUCUGAUCAGUGUAUUUUGUUGAAGACGUAUGAUUCUGAUGAAGGGAGGGCGCGGUUUGUGGGGCAUUCGGCUUUUGUGGAUCCGAAUAGUAGGGAGGAUGCGCCUUUUAGGGAGAGUUGUGAGAUUCGGACGAUUUGUUUCUUUUGA
Messenger RNA from Ramularia collo-cygni, 1497 nucleotides. RefSeq lists its product as uncharacterized. The record is from RefSeq and is a predicted model, not a curated record. The transcript has 2 exons. Gene Ontology annotation, molecular function: oxidoreductase activity. The coding region runs from base 1 to 1497 and encodes 498 amino acids. Lineage: Eukaryota; Fungi; Ascomycota; Dothideomycetes; Mycosphaerellales; Mycosphaerellaceae.